AUGAGUUCAGACCAGGAAAUGGCCAUUUUCGGGGAGGCGGCUCCAUACCUCCGGAAGUCUGAAAAGGAGCGCAUUGAGGCCCAGAAUAGGCCCUUUGAUGCCAAGACGUCAGUCUUUGUGGCGGAGCCCAAAGAAUCUUUUGUGAAAGGGACUGUCCAGAGCAGAGAAGGAGGGAAAGUGACAGUGAAGACCGAAGCGGGAGCAACUCUGACGGUGAAAGAGGACCAAGUCUUCCCCAUGAACCCUCCCAAGUAUGACAAGAUCGAGGACAUGGCCAUGAUGACUCACCUGCACGAGCCUGCUGUGCUGUACAACCUCAAAGAGCGUUAUGCAGCCUGGAUGAUCUAUACCUACUCAGGUCUGUUCUGUGUCACUGUCAACCCCUACAAGUGGCUGCCAGUGUACAACGCAGAGGUGGUGACGGCCUACAGAGGCAAGAAGCGCCAGGAGGCCCCGCCGCACAUCUUCUCCAUCUCUGACAAUGCCUAUCAGUUCAUGCUGACAGAUCGGGAGAAUCAGUCCAUCUUAAUCACAGGAGAAUCUGGUGCGGGGAAGACCGUGAACACGAAGCGUGUCAUCCAGUACUUUGCAACAAUUGCAGUCACUGGGGACAAGAAGAAGGAGGAAGUUACUUCUGGCAAAAUACAGGGGACCCUUGAAGAUCAGAUCAUCAGUGCCAACCCCUUACUGGAGGCCUUUGGCAACGCCAAGACUGUGAGGAAUGACAAUUCCUCUCGCUUUGGUAAAUUCAUUAGAAUCCACUUUGGUACCACAGGGAAGCUGGCUUCUGCAGAUAUUGAAACAUAUCUUCUAGAGAAGUCUAGAGUUACUUUCCAGCUGAAAGCGGAAAGAAGCUACCACAUUUUUUACCAGAUCAUGUCUAACAAGAAGCCAGACCUAAUCGAAAUGCUCCUGAUCACCACCAACCCAUAUGACUAUGCUUUCGUCAGUCAAGGGGAGAUCACAGUCCCCAGCAUUGAUGACCAAGAGGAGCUGAUAGCCACAGAUAGUGCCAUUGACAUCCUGGGCUUCACCUCUGAUGAAAGAGUCUCCAUCUACAAGCUCACGGGGGCCGUGAUGCAUUACGGGAACAUGAAGUUCAAGCAGAAGCAGCGGGAGGAGCAGGCCGAGCCAGAUGGCACUGAAGUCGCUGACAAGGCGGCCUACCUCCAGAGCCUGAACUCUGCUGACCUGCUAAAAGCCCUCUGCUACCCCAGGGUCAAGGUCGGCAACGAGUUUGUCACCAAAGGCCAGACUGUGCAGCAGCAUGUCUUUAAUACGUCAACAAUCACCACUCUGUCCAUGAAGGUGUACAAUGCGGUGGGCGCUCUGGCCAAGGCCGUCUACGAGAAGAUGUUCCUGUGGAUGGUCACCCGCAUCAACCAGCAGCUGGACACCAAGCAGCCCAGGCAGUACUUCAUUGGGGUCCUGGACAUUGCCGGCUUUGAGAUCUUUGAUUUUAACAGCCUGGAGCAGCUGUGCAUCAACUUCACCAAUGAGAAACUGCAACAGUUCUUCAACCACCACAUGUUCGUGCUGGAGCAGGAGGAGUACAAGAAGGAGGGCAUUGAGUGGGAGUUCAUCGACUUCGGGAUGGACCUGGCUGCCUGCAUUGAGCUCAUCGAGAAGCCCAUGGGGAUCUUCUCCAUCCUAGAAGAGGAGUGCAUGUUCCCCAAGGCCACAGACACCUCCUUCAAGAACAAGCUGUAUGAACAACACCUUGGGAAGUCCAACAAUUUCCAGAAACCCAAGCCUGCCAAAGGCAAGGUUGAGGCACACUUCUCACUGAUCCACUACGCGGGUACUGUGGACUACAACAUUGGUGGCUGGCUUGACAAGAACAAGGACCCCCUGAACGAGACUGUUGUCGGGCUAUACCAGAAGUCUGCAAUGAAGACUCUAGCUAAUCUCUUCUCUGGGGCAACAGCUGCUGAAGCAGAGGCUGGUGGUGGCAAGAAAGGCGGCAAGAAGAAGGGUUCUUCUUUCCAGACCGUGUCUGCUCUCUUCAGGGAGAAUUUGAAUAAGCUGAUGACCAAUCUGAGGAGCACUCACCCCCACUUUGUACGGUGCAUCAUCCCCAAUGAAACCAAAACACCAGGGGCCAUGGAGCAUGAACUUGUCCUGCACCAGCUGAGGUGUAAUGGUGUGCUGGAAGGGAUCCGCAUCUGCAGGAAGGGGUUCCCAAGCAGGAUCCUUUAUGCAGACUUCAAACAGAGAUACAAGGUAUUAAAUGCAAGUGCUAUCCCAGAAGGACAGUUCAUUGACAGCAAGAAAGCUUCUGAGAAGCUCCUUGGGUCCAUCGAUGUGGACCACACCCAGUAUAAAUUUGGUCACACCAAGGUCUUUUUCAAAGCUGGUCUUCUGGGGCUCCUAGAGGAGAUGCGAGAUGACAAGCUAGCCCAGCUGAUUACCCGAACCCAGGCCAGGUGCAGAGGGUUCUUGGCAAGAGUGGAGUACCAGAAGAUGGUGGAGAGAAGAGAGUCCAUCUUCUGCAUCCAGUACAACAUCCGUGCUUUCAUGAAUGUCAAGCACUGGCCCUGGAUGAAGCUGUAUUUCAAGAUCAAGCCACUCCUCAAGAGUGCAGAGACAGAAAAGGAGAUGGCCAACAUGAAGGAAGAGUUUGAGAAGACCAAAGAAAGCCUUGCAAAAGCUGAGGCCAAAAGGAAAGAGCUAGAAGAGAAAAUGGUUGCUCUCAUGCAAGAGAAAAAUGACCUGCAGCUUCAGGUCCAAGCUGAAGCAGAUAGCUUGGCUGAUGCAGAAGAGAGAUGUGACCAGUUGAUUAAAACCAAAAUCCAGCUGGAGGCGAAGAUCAAGGAGGUGACUGAGAGAGCAGAGGAUGAGGAGGAGAUCAAUGCUGAGCUGACGGCCAAGAAGAGGAAACUGGAAGAUGAGUGUUCAGAGCUCAAGAAAGAUAUUGAUGACCUUGAGCUGACCCUGGCCAAGGUUGAAAAGGAGAAGCAUGCCACAGAGAACAAGGUGAAAAACCUCACAGAAGAGAUGGCAGGCCUGGAUGAAACCAUCGCAAAGCUGACCAAGGAGAAGAAGGCCCUCCAAGAGGCCCACCAGCAGACCCUGGAUGACCUGCAGGCAGAAGAGGACAAAGUCAACACCCUGACCAAAGCUAAAAUCAAACUUGAACAACAAGUAGAUGAUCUUGAAGGAUCCUUGGAACAAGAAAAGAAAAUCCGAAUGGAUCUAGAAAGAGCAAAGAGGAAGCUAGAGGGAGACCUAAAAUUGGCUCAAGAAUCCACAAUGGAUAUCGAAAAUGACAAACAGCAACUUGAUGAGAAACUCAAAAAGAAAGAGUUUGAAAUGAGCAAUCUGCAAAGCAAGAUUGAGGAUGAGCAGGCUCUAGCAAUGCAGCUACAGAAAAAGAUCAAGGAGUUACAGGCCCGCAUCGAGGAGCUGGAGGAGGAAAUCGAGGCAGAGCGCGCCUCCAGGGCCAAAGCAGAGAAGCAGCGCUCUGACCUCUCCCGGGAACUGGAGGAGAUCAGCGAGCGCCUGGAAGAAGCUGGCGGGGCCACAUCUGCCCAGAUUGAGAUGAACAAGAAGCGGGAGGCCGAGUUCCAGAAGAUGCGCAGGGACCUGGAGGAGGCCACCCUGCAGCACGAAGCCACAGCGGCUACACUGAGAAAGAAGCACGCGGACAGCGUGGCCGAGCUCGGGGAGCAGAUAGACAACCUGCAGAGGGUCAAGCAGAAGCUGGAGAAGGAGAAGAGCGAGAUGAAGAUGGAGAUUGAUGACCUUGCCAGUAACAUGGAGACUGUCUCCAAAGCCAAGGGGAACCUUGAAAAGAUGUGUCGCACUCUAGAAGAUCAGGUGAGUGAACUUAAGACCAAGGAAGAGGAGCAGCAACGGCUAAUCAAUGACCUGACGGCUCAAAGAGCGCGUCUGCAGACAGAAUCAGGUGAAUAUUCACGCCAGCUAGAUGAAAAGGACUCAUUAGUUUCUCAGCUCUCCAGGGGCAAACUAGCAUUCACACAGCAGAUCGAGGAACUGAAAAGGCAGCUUGAAGAGGAGAUAAAGGCCAAGAGUGCUCUGGCUCAUGCCCUGCAAUCAGCCCGCCACGACUGUGACCUGCUGCGGGAACAGUAUGAGGAGGAGCAGGAGGGCAAGGCCGAGCUGCAGAGGGCAAUGUCCAAGGCCAACAGUGAGGUGGCCCAGUGGAGGACCAAAUAUGAGACGGACGCCAUCCAGCGCACAGAGGAGCUGGAGGAGGCCAAAAAGAAGCUGGCCCAGCGUCUACAGGAUGCUGAGGAGCAUGUAGAAGCUGUGAACGCCAAAUGUGCUUCCCUGGAGAAGACAAAGCAGCGGCUCCAGAAUGAGGUGGAGGACCUCAUGAUUGACGUAGAGAGAACCAAUGCAGCCUGUGCCGCCCUGGACAAAAAGCAGAGGAACUUCGACAAGAUCCUGGCAGAAUGGAAACAGAAGUAUGAAGAAACUCAUGCUGAACUUGAAGCUUCCCAAAAGGAGUCCCGUUCCCUUAGCACAGAGCUGUUUAAGAUUAAGAAUGCUUAUGAGGAAUCUUUAGACCAACUUGAAACCCUGAAGCGGGAAAAUAAGAACUUGCAACAGGAGAUUUCUGACCUCACUGAGCAGAUUGCAGAAGGAGGGAAACGCAUCCAUGAACUGGAGAAGAUAAAGAAACAAGUGGAACAGGAAAAGACUGAACUUCAGGCUGCUUUAGAGGAGGCAGAGGCAUCUCUUGAACAUGAAGAGGGAAAGAUUCUGCGCAUCCAACUGGAGCUGAACCAAGUCAAGUCUGAGAUUGACAGGAAAAUCGCAGAAAAGGAUGAGGAAAUUGACCAGCUGAAGAGAAACCACAUCAGGGUCGUGGAGUCGAUGCAGAGCACUCUGGAUGCCGAGAUCAGGAGCAGGAAUGAUGCCAUCAGGCUCAAGAAGAAGAUGGAGGGAGACCUCAAUGAGAUGGAAAUCCAGCUGAACCAUGCCAACCGCAUGGCUGCAGAGGCCCUGAGGAACUACAGAAAUACCCAAGGCAUCCUCAAAGACACCCAGAUCCACCUGGAUGACGCCCUCCGGGGCCAGGAGGACCUGAAGGAGCAGCUGGCCAUGGUGGAGCGCAGAGCCAACCUGCUUCAGGCUGAGAUUGAGGAGCUGAGGGCCACUCUGGAGCAGACGGAGAGGAGCAGGAAAAUUGCAGAACAGGAGCUCCUGGAUGCCAGUGAGCGCGUCCAGCUCCUCCACACUCAGAACACUAGCCUGAUCAACACCAAGAAGAAGCUGGAGACAGACAUUUCCCAGAUCCAGGGAGAGAUGGAGGACAUCGUCCAGGAAGCCCGCAAUGCAGAGGAGAAGGCCAAGAAGGCCAUCACCGACGCGGCCAUGAUGGCUGAGGAGCUGAAGAAGGAGCAGGACACCAGUGCCCACCUGGAGCGGAUGAAGAAGAACAUGGAGCAGACGGUGAAGGACCUGCAGCAUCGUCUGGAUGAGGCUGAGCAGCUGGCCCUGAAGGGCGGGAAGAAACAGAUCCAGAAACUGGAGGCCAGGGUCCGUGAACUUGAAGGAGAAGUUGAAAGUGAACAGAAGCACAACAUUGAAACUGUCAAGAGUCUACGCAAACAUGAGAGGAGAGUGAAAGAACUAACUUACCAGACUGAGGAAGACCGCAAGAACGUGCUCAGGCUCCAAGAUCUGGUGGAUAAACUGCAAGCGAAGGUGAAAGCUUACAAGAGACAAGCUGAGGAAGCGGAGGAACAAUCCAACGUCAACCUCUCCAAAUUCCGCAAGCUCCAGCACGAGCUGGAGGAGGCCGAGGAGCGGGCUGACAUUGCCGAAUCCCAGGUCAACAAGCUGCGGGUGAAGAGCCGGGAGGUUCACACGAAAAUCAUAAGUGAAGAGUGA
This is a messenger RNA of Canis lupus familiaris (dog), 5862 nucleotides long. It is a transcript of the gene MYH1, whose product is annotated as myosin heavy chain 1. The record is from RefSeq and is marked provisional. Lineage: Eukaryota; Metazoa; Chordata; Mammalia; Carnivora; Canidae. Gene Ontology annotation, molecular function: cytoskeletal motor activity; actin filament binding; ATP binding. Gene Ontology annotation, cellular component: myosin complex.